ACCAAUACAAAAUAAGCGAAGGCGGGAAGGGUAGAUUGAAAGUGUUAUCAUUCUUUUGGGGGUGUUGUGUUUUGUGUGAAUUGUAAACAAAACUGAAAACGGUUUCGCCGUUGGGACAACGAAGAUUGAGCUUAAUUGUUCUUGUGAUCGUGUGUGUAAAUCUAAUGUUCGCGUUGAGAAAUCUGCCUGGGACAGUAUAUGAAGUGUCAGUUACAGCAGAUAUUUUGUUAUGAAAUGCAUAAACAGAUAACGAAGUAUUCAUUUUUUUAAAAGAAAGAUAGUGGACACAUGACUGAAACUAAAUGAACUGUGACUGUCUUAUUCUCACCGCAUUUAUGAUAACAGAGGAAAGUAACUCACAGAAUGGCAGCUGCUAAAUGGCCUGUUGAAAUACGUGGACUAGAGCAGCUAGACAGGCUCCUUCGGUGUGGAAUAUGCUAUGAAUAUUUCAGUACAGCAUUGAUGACGGGGUGUUCUCACAACUAUUGUUCAUUAUGCAUCAGAAAAUCUCUUGGGUACAAAACAGAAUGCCCAACGUGUAUGAAGGAAACAUUCGAGUCUCAUCUUCGAAGCAAUAGAAUAUUGGAUGACAUUGUCACUUUGUAUGUUGGGUUUAAAGGUACUCUCUUGCCAAUGCUGCUACAUAAGCAUAACAGAUUGACACUGAAUGAAGUUCCAUUUACUUCAGCAGACGAUGCAGAUGAUAAGCUUGCAAAUAUUAAGCGGCAAGUAAAAUGUAUUCCAAGUGAGCGGGAAGCUACAAUAAUAUCUGAAGAGAAACGUAACUGUGAACUAUUUAAUAGAGAAAUUAUAUCAAACCCAACUUUGAAAGAAAUAUCAGAUAAUGACCUAAGAAAUGUUGUAACUCCACAAAAAAUCAUCUUGCCCUCUCAGCUGGCUGUAGGGAGACCAUCAACUUCAAAAUCGUCCAUCAAAAUACCAGCCAUGUUUACCAGCCCCAAGAAAAAUGUACAAAAUACAGAGCCAGCCUUAAGAAAAGUUACUUGUCCAGUAUGCAAUGUUGACAUCCCAGAAAAGAAUAUAAAUUUCCAUUUGGAUAACUGCUUGAAGCGAGAAGAAGACCAAGUGAAGAUCAGAGAACAACAACAUGAAACUCGGAAGCUACUGAAAAAACCAGUAUUCAGUUUAUUGAAGCAGGCUGACUUGAAAAAGAAAUUGAAAGAGCAUGGAUUAAAUUAUACUGGAAGUCGAGAAACACUUAUUAAAAGAUUUGAAAGGUUCAUCCUGUUGUAUAAUACUGAGUGUGAUUCGCUGAAACCACGGCCAGUUGCAGAUAUCAUAAGACAAUUAGAACAAGAAGAACAGGAGGAAAAGAAAAUACCAGCUCCACAAAAGAUACUUACAUUUCCAAAAAAUAACGAGAAAUCUGAUGAUGUACGCAGAGAAUAUUUGAAAAAGAACAAAUCAAGUUUUGAAAACUUAAUACAGAUGGCAAAGCAGCGACUGCAACAAGAAAAGCCGGCACAGCUUGCAUUCAGUUCUAACACUGUGAAAGUAUUGGAGGAUGGUGAUCAGGACAGUUUUGGUAACAAUGUCAAGAGAAUGGAGAGUGGUCAAAACAUUCUUCCUAGUAAUGAUGGUGAGAGUAGCAGUACCUCAAGUAUAACAAAUGAAGUGGACAUAAAGAAUAGUUCCAAGAAGUGCUCUAGGAAGCUUCAAUACUCAGAUGAUGAUGACGAUCCUGAAGAGGGUGUCCAAGUUAACUGGAAUUUUCCUUCUACAUCUUUGAUGAAUCAAGCAAGCCAUUCAGCUGAUCAUGCUGCCAAAAAUAUGUGUAAUGUGGUCGGUGACAAUGUGCCUGUCAGUGGAACACCUUACUCAUCAACUGUAAAAACACCACCGCAAUAUAUGAGAAACAGUGAUAUAAAAGAUAGUGGGAAUGACAGUAAUACAGCAAAUGUACAAGCCUCACCUGUGUUUGCAUCACGAUCAUCAGUAAAAAGAGUUAGAAGUGAUUAUUCAGAAGUUCACGCAUCACCAGAAAUGUUUGCAGAGGAAAUUCAAGAGAGCUGCACUCUGAGAAAUGGUAAUGCCAGUGAUGCUGAGAGUGAGAAAAGUAUCAGCUUGUUAGAAUAUGAUGAAGGUGGCACCAGUUUUCCAGAACAAAAGGAAACACCAUGUCAGUUCCCUCAAGAAAUUGUUUCUAAUAAUGUAGAUGUAACGGAUGCACCAUCAGAGGAGAUAGAUUUGGGAGGGUCUCCACUCCAUCCAUCAUCUGAGGAAUAUGUUCCUUAUGUUCAUCAAAGAAAAAGCAAGAGACGAAAUUUGCAUGCUGCAGAGCAAGAGAACUUUGAUAGAGUACUUAGAAAAAGAAGUAAGCGAUGACAGUGAACGAAAUUGCCACAACACAUGCUAAUCACUCCAUAAAGUAUAUCAGUGCAUGUAGAUAAGCAUUAGUGAUGCUUUUAAAGAACUGUAAAUAUUGUUUUGUACAGAUUAUGUAUAUUACAGAAAAAAUAUUAUAUUUUUCUCAGUUAGGACAUCACAGAUUUGUAAUAAAACUAUA
Molecule: messenger RNA, 2527 nt
Organism: Schistocerca serialis cubense
Lineage: Eukaryota; Metazoa; Arthropoda; Insecta; Orthoptera; Acrididae
Product: E3 ubiquitin-protein ligase RAD18-like
Exons: 9
Coding region: 364-2346 (660 amino acids)
Biological process (GO): protein monoubiquitination; DNA damage tolerance
Cellular component (GO): nucleus; Rad6-Rad18 complex
Molecular function (GO): ubiquitin protein ligase activity; single-stranded DNA binding
Source: RefSeq, a predicted model, not a curated record